GAAGUUUCUGAUCUUCUUUCUUUCACCCACUUCUGACCUAUAAUUGGACCUCUUGGUGAUCAAUAGCAAUCACGCAUCUAGAGAGGAUGACAUCUUCCAUGGCCUUUCAAGGACGACCUUCUUCCUCUUCCUUACACUUUUCUUCUUCUUCCUUCCGACCAUGGAAUCAUGAUGUAUUCUUGAGUUUUAGAGGUGAAGAUGUUCACCAAACCUUUAUUUCCCAUCUAUACCAAGCUUUGCAUCAAAGUGGAAUCAAUACUUACAUAGACAACAAUCUUGAAAUAGGAGAAGAAAUUUCGCCAGCACUUUUCAAAGCUAUUGAAGGAUCAAUGAUUUCUAUCAUUAUCCUAUCUAAAAACUAUGCAGAAUCCAGAUGGUGUUUAGAAGAGCUAUUGAAAAUUCUUGACUGCAAAGAAAAAAUGAAACAAAUUGUUCUCCCAAUAUUCUAUGACGUAGAUCCAUCAGAAGUACGACAUCAAAAAGAAGAUUUUGGAAAAGUAUUGACCAAACUUUCAGAGAGAAUCAAGGAUAACGUAAAGGUGCUGGAGUGGAAGGCAGCUUUGAAACAAGUAGCCGAUUUGUCUGGAUUCCCGUUAGCGAGCUUCCGGAAUGAAUCAGAACUUAUCAAAACAAUAAUUCAAUGGGUGGACUUAAGAAGGAUAAACCAUGCAUCUUUACACGUAGCCAAGUAUCCAGUUGGAAUAGAUUCUCGUGCACAAGAUGUUUAUCAGCAUUUAAGUAUUGGAAGGAAUGAUAUUACAUGCAUGAUAGGGAUUGUUGGAACUGGUGGAAUCGGUAAGACAACUAUUUCAAAAGAGAUCUAUAAUAUGAUUUCUUCUCAAUUUGAAGGGAGUUGUUUCUUGAAAGAUGUUAGAGAAACUUCAAAGCGAGCGGGUGGUCUAAUUCAAUUGCAAAAUAGACUUCUUAAUGAAAUCUUAAGAAUAAGUUUGGAUGUUCGUGAUAUUGAUAUAGGAGUCAAUGAGAUUCGGCAUAGACUUUGCACUAAAAGAGUUCUCCUCAUUUUUGAUGAUGUGAAUGAGUUAAUCCAAUUAGAAAAUUUAGCUGGUGAUCGUAACUGGUUUGGUUUAGGAAGUAGGAUUAUCAUAACAACAAGAGAUCGACAUUUACUAAAUAACCCUAAAGCUGAUUCAAUAUACAAGGUGGAGAUAUUGAACAACAAUGAAGCUCUUCGACUCUUUAGUUGGCAUGCUUUUGAGAAAGAAGAACCGAUUGAAAAUUAUGUGGAACUCUCUAACAAGUAUUGCAAUAUGCUCAAGGCCUUCCACUAAUUUAAAAAAUUUUAGGUUCAGAUCUAAAAGGUCGAAGUUUACAUCAAUGGAAAGGUGCAUUGGAUAAGUAUAGAAAAACUCCCAACGGAAAUAUUCAACAAGCACUUCAAACAAAUUAUGAUGGGCUGGAUGAUAAUGAGAAGGAUAUGUUCCUUGAUAUUGCAUUUUUCUUCAAAGGAGAACUCUUGGCAAAUGUUAUGAAAAUAUUUGACAAUUGUGGUUUUUCACCAGAUGAUGGUAUCGACAGGCUUAUAGACAAGUGUCUUAUUAGUGUUAAACCUAAUAGAGGUACAUUGUGGAUGCAUGACGUGCUACAAGAUAUGGGUCAAGAAAUUGUUAGACUACAAUCACCCAAAGAACUUGGUAAACGCAGUAGAUUGUGGUUUCAUGAAGAUAUUCGUCAUGUGUUGGAAGAAAGUACGGGAACAGACAGAGUUGAAGGCAUAGUAAUAGAUUUGCCGGAUGGUGAAGACAUGAUAAACUUGGGUUCUGAUGCGUUUGUAUCAAUGAAAGGACUUAGAGUUUUUAUAAAUCGUAAUGCACGUUUUUCUGAAAGGCCUAAUUACCUUUCCAAUGAGUUAAGAGUACUCGAUUGGUCUGAAUAUCCUAUGCAAUCUUUACCACCCAAUUUCAAUAGAAAGAAACUCAUUGUCUUUCGAAUGCGUAAUAGCUUGAUCAUGGAGUUAGGCCAAAGAUUCAAGAACUUGACGACUAUGGAUCUCAACUAUUGUAAUUUCUUAACAAAAAUUCCAGAUCUUUCAAGUGCUUCAAAUUUGGAGAGCUUGGAUGUCAAAUAUUGUGCAAGUCUAGUUGAAGUGCAUGAUUCUGUUGGAUUCUUGGACAAUCUUUUUUAUUUGGGUUUUGAAGAAUGCCCUAACCUCUCGAUAUUUCCAACAAGCCUCAAGUUGAGAUCUCUACAUUACCUUACUCUUGAAGGUUGCCCAAGCUUUUGUAAUUUUCCUGAAAUCGAGGGUAACAUGGAAAAUUUACAUCAAUUAUAUUUAGAGGGCGCUGGAAUUGAAGAACUACCUUUAUCCAUAGGGAAUCUAGUUGGGCUAAGGACUUUGCGUCUAAUGAACUGCCAAAAUCUUACUCAUCUCCCAACUUGCAUUCUUCAAUUGUAGCAUCUAGACCAAGUUUACAUCAAUGGUUUUCAAAAUAAUUUAAAUUUUGGAAAGAUGGGUGAUAACAGACAAUCGGUUCUAGCUAUUGACUCUACAACAAUAGAAGACAAGAUCAUAUCGUCAAGUGAAGACCAACUCCAUGAUUUGCAUCCUCCAACAAAUUCAAGCAAUGGGAGCACUGCAUUACAAGUGUUGAAUCUUCCGAAUUGUUCCCAAUCAGAAUCAGAUUUCUUUCCAUUAUCAGAUUUCUUUACAAUGUAUAAGUCCUUGGCCAAUAUUUUGUUUCACUUAGAUAUAUCGAAGAGUACAAUUGUUAGCCUUCCCACUAGCAUCAAAGGAUUUGUCAAAUUGGUUUUGCUUGACUUAAACCAUUGUAAGAAACUUAAAGAAAUACCAGAACUUCCACCAAAUAUAGAAGAAGUACGUGCUUGGGGAUGCAAGUCAUUGGAAAGAUUUCCAGAAGUAUAAAAAAUAUUGCAAUUCUAUAGAAGUGACAUCAGAUCGUUACAAUUGAUUAACUUGACCGGCUGCGACAAAAUGCACGUGAAUAUAUGGAAUUUUCAUAAGCCAAAUCCUUUAUUCAUGCAGAAGGUAUCUCUCUCUCUCUCUCUCUCUCUCUCUCUCUCUCUCUCUCUCUCUCAUACAUGCUUGUGGUUGCCUUUGAACAUUAUAGUUUGUAUGACUGAAAAUUGAUGGCAAUCGAUUCACAGGGAUAUCAUAAAGUGUCAUCAGAUAGUGGGCGUUUUAUGAGGCCUGAUGAGGUCCAACUGAGUGGAACAAAAGCAUGGGUUAUAGAUAUUGAGGGGCCACACUAUUUGAAGAAUAUUAGUGGGAUAGCAUUAUAUUGUGUUGUGCUUUUUAAACGAGAUGACUGGGUUUUGAAUAAGGUAAGAGCUGAUAUAUCUUGUGACAUCUCAAACCAUGUAUGCUGCAUUGAAAGAGGGGUUCAACUGCUUAAACUUGAUCGUCAUUCAAUGAGAUAUAAAGUGUGGGUGGCAUACUCAUCAAUAGAAUCUUUUAAGCUUGAGGUUAUCAACAAUCUUAGAGUUCAUUUCUAUAUCGAGCAUGAUCAUAUAAGUAAGUUUAUUAAAAGUUGCGGAGCCAAUGUGUUAUACAAGGAUGAAAGGAGAGCAAAGGAAGAAAAAGAAACGAGGAUGGAACCCAUCCUCAGCGAAGAUGGAAAGUUUCAAAGAAAGAGGCUUCGACUUGGAUGACAGGCUACAACCAAACAAAUUGUUGGAUGAACCAGCUCUGAAAUGGUCUUCAUUUCGACUCGCACUGCUUUUAAAAAUGGAUGAAUUAAUGACAUCCCAUGUCGCCCUUGUUGGUCACUGAUGAUUGCCAAUUGCCUGCCCUUUCAUCUGCAACCAACGUUGGAUGACCUUUGAUUUCAGGUAAGAUUUCCAUGAAUAUGGUCCAUUCCUUUAGUUCGAGUUCUUACCUGGGUUCAAUUAUCAAUCAGAUAGGAAAAGAUAUUGAAGUUUUAUGUAGCAGUGAGAGAACAUACAAGCACAAUUGCAGCAGUGGGAAAUAGAAACAACUCAACUCUGGGGCCAUCAGACUCCAUUCAAUACAUCCAAAUCAGGGUGAAGAAUCACCAACUCUCCUGGCAAUCAUUGAAGCAGUCAACAAAAAACUGGAUAAGGUGAUCACUAAAGGAGAUCUGCACAUCUCAUAAAUUUUGUAAAUUUAUCCCAUCACUGACCACAUAUCAUCAGUACUAAAAAAGACAUUGGUUCCCAAACCGAUUUUGAAUUAAUGAUAACCCAAGUAAGUUGGUUGCCCCUAUUAGUACUAUGUCUUUUGUGAAUCGCCUGGCCUUUCAUAGAAGUCUACGCAUUUGUUCCUUCUCAAGGGAUUGUUUCCUUUAAUAAUUGUUCCUUCUCUCUACGUAUUAUAUUUGUUUCCCUUUCUUUCUAAAUACCUGUAAUAGACGACGACGCAACUACAGGUGAGAGUUUGGGAGGCUACCGUUGCUAGGGAUCGAGAUCUGAAGAUGGUUCGAGAGGAAACGAAGUACAAGGGUAACACGUGAAGAAGGGACUUCUAGUUGCUGUGUACUUGUUCCCAGGCUGGGCCCUCAAGAAGAUCCUGAUGGGUUAAGGCUCCAGCACCCAUGGCCCAUAGUUAUCUUUUCUUACUUUGUUACAUUUAUAGUUCAUAGAAGUCUAAAUGGGCCUCAGGCCCUUUUUCUAUUUUAAGAAGACUAGUUGUAACAAGGCCGUGGCCUUUAAAGUAUUUCCUUGUUUUUAUUUCAUCUGUAUGUAGGAGUCUAACCGGUUUGGUUCUGUCCUAUUUUGAACAAAAUUUUUGACCGAAUCGGUAUACACCGAUUUUGUAUUUUUCAAAAUCGAUUAUGUACCAAUUAACCUCCAAAAUCGGUACUCCGGUUUUACCGGUUUUCAA
Carya illinoinensis is the source of this 4819-nucleotide messenger RNA. RefSeq names its product TMV resistance protein N-like. NCBI's taxonomy places the organism in Eukaryota, Viridiplantae, Streptophyta, Magnoliopsida, Fagales, Juglandaceae. The record is from RefSeq and is a predicted model, not a curated record. Gene Ontology annotation, biological process: signal transduction; defense response. Bases 1436 to 2413 code for a protein of 325 amino acids. The transcript has 6 exons. Gene Ontology annotation, molecular function: ADP binding.